Molecule: messenger RNA, 2811 nt
Organism: Caenorhabditis angaria
Lineage: Eukaryota; Metazoa; Nematoda; Chromadorea; Rhabditida; Rhabditidae
Source: the annotation of a GenBank genome assembly
AUGAAUAUAGCUGUGGUUGAUACUGAUCAUGAGGAUAGUGGUGAGUUUUUUUUGGAGGGAAAAUUUGAAAAAAUCGAAAUUUUGUUACAAGUUUCGAUAACUCUGAAACCUGGAAAUUUUUAAUCAAAAUCUAGAAAAUUCGCAGAUUCUCCUCAUUUGAAAAAUUAUGAAAUUCAAAGAAAAAAAAUAAUUUCGACUGAAAAAUUUGAAUAAAAUUUUUAUUAGGCAUUUUGCAUUGUUUUUUUGUUUUAAACAUUUAAAAAUAAAUUCCAAGUGUAGAGAAUUUUGAAAUUACAUUAUUUAAAUUUUUGAAAUAUCAAUGAGACGUUGACAUGUUUUCUUCCAAAUUUCAAAAAACUAAUUUGCAGAUGAUGGCCAAAAUUACAAUCAUCAAGAAGAACAAGGAUUCAAUGCGGCUUAUGAAUCGAAAGAAGUUCUUGGUCGAGGAAUUGCGUCAACAGUUCGAAGAUGUAUUGAAAAAGGAAGUGGAGUUCAUUUUGCUGUGAAAAUUGUUGAUAUUUCGACUGAAAAACAAAGUGAAGUGAGUUUUACGCGGAAAUUUAUGUUCAAAAAACUUCUUUCUAGGCUGAAGCCAAAAGGUUACAUAGUGAAACAAUAUCGGAAGUGGAAAUUCUUCGUCAAUUAUCCGGACAUCCUUCUAUCAUCAAAAUCCAUGAUUUCUAUCAAACUCCAUCGUUUCUUUUUGCUGUUUUCGAAAUGGCGCCACGUGGCGAAUUAUUCGAUCAAUUGAAUAAUACGGUAACUGUUUCGGAAAAGAAAGCGAGACGAUUAAUGAAACAAUUGUUUGAUGGAGUCGAAUAUAUGCAUGAUCGAAAUAUUGUGCAUCGAGAUUUGAAAUUGGAAAAUAUUCUAUGUAUUGAUGAGGAGAGAAUUGUUAUUUCGGAUUUUGGAUUUGCGACGAGAUUGGAACGAGGGCAAAAGCUAAGAGGUAAGGGUUUUGGGGCUUUUUUUUUAAUUCUGAAAAUUAAUUUCAAAUUUGAUGAAAAAUAUCAAAAUAUAUAUUGCUUCGCUUAAAAAUAAUAUGUAGGGUUAAAUUCUACAAAUUUGAGAUGUCCUUGGAUCAAAAAUUGACUCAAUGAAAUUUUUAUUAUAUAAAAAUUGAAACAGUUAAUUUUUUUUUUCAAAAAAAAAGUAAUAAUUUAAUUUUCAAGUCUGAACCAAAUGUCUAGCAUUGAAAGCAGGAUAAUAUUAAAACCAAAAAUUAGAGAAUUGAACUUUUAAAAAAAUUUUCUGAUAGUUCUCGGUUUUUUUUGAAUCUCAAGAAUUUUAUGAUUUUUUUUUCACUUUUCACCACUUGAACCAUCAAAUUGCAAUUUUCGGAAAAAUUAUAUACGAAAAAAUUGAAACAGUAAAUUUUUUGAGAAAAAUAUUUUUUUUUGAAAAUUUAUGUCUGAACCAAAUUUCCAGCAUUACAAAGAAAAAAUAUUGAAACCAGAAAUUCGAAAAUUAAAUUAUUAAAAGAAUUUUCUUAUAGUUCUCGAUUUUUUUGAAGCUCAAGAAUUUUAUGAAUUUCUUUCUACCACCUGAACCAUCAAAUUUGAUUUUUCGAAAAAAUUGAAACAGUAAAUUUUUUGAGAAAUUUUUUUCAACUUUUUUCACUCUGAAAACAGAAAUAUAAUUUCAGAUCUUUGUGGAACACCAGGCUAUUUGGCUCCAGAAACCAUCAAAUGUCAAAUGUAUGACAAAGCCGAAGGAUAUUCAUUUGAAGUCGAUUUGUGGGCACUUGGUGUUAUUAUGUAUACACUUUUAGCUGGAUAUGCACCAUUUUAUCAUAGAAAGUUAGUUUUGGUUUUUAAUCAAUUAAUUAAUUAAUAUAAUAACUCAUUUUCACAGACAACUUAUGAUGUUGCGAAUAAUUCAACAAGGAAAAUAUGAGUUUCGAAGUGAACAAUGGGAAAACAUCACAACUGAGGCCAAGAAUUUGAUUUCGAAUUUGUUGGUGGUUGAAGCGACGAAACGGUUUACAGCAAAACAGUGUUUGCAACAUGAAUGGAUGAAUCCGGCACAAAUUCCGAUUGUUGAAGUUGUUACUGUCAAAGAUGAUAAGGCCAAGAAACGAUUCAAACAGGUGAGAGUUUUUUUUGUUAGUGGAAUCAGAUUGGCUGAAAAUUAAUUAUUUGAAAGUCUUAUUUUUUCCACCUAUUUUAAUUUUCAGGCCAUCAUUUGGGUUCGAUUUUUCAUCCGUUUGGCGAAAUAUAAAUAUUUGAAGACUGUUGUUGAUCGAGAUGUUUUGAGAAAACGACCAUUUAGAGAUAGAGAUGUAAGUUUGUUUCUGGGUAUAAAUUCUAAAAAUUCUUUUUAUCUAAAAAAAUAUUGAAAUUUCAAAAAUCUUACUAUUAUUUUCACAUAUGGAAAGUCUACACCUAAAAUUUUUAGUUCAAGAUUUUUUUUCAAAAAUUUCUGAGACAUCUGAAAAAAUAUCUGAAAACCGAAAUUUUCGAUAGGAUGUCAGCUUCUCUCCGAAAUUUUUAGGAUUUUUGAAAGAAUCGAUAUUUUACACAACCUUUUCAAGCAAUUUCACAUUUUAAAUAACACUUAAUUUUCUGCUAAGAAUCUUGUUGAUCUGAACUUUUAGGUCCAUAAUUUAGAGCGUUAAAAAAUCCCUAUACUUUUUUUUAGAUCCGCCACGAAGCCGAAGCCUCGAUGUUCAGUGUCUACGGUCAUUGGGUAAAUCGUGGUUUCUACUAUUCUCGCGACAUGCUUUUCGCCAAUAAACCACGCCCAAAAAUGGCGAAAUUCGAUGCAAAAUCGCCAACCACAUCAUCGUCCCUAAAAGUUCCACAAUCCUAA